AUGAGGAGAGAUGCCUCGCCCCAAGGUCCGACCAGAGGAUCGGCAGCGGUCUGCGAAAGCAUGCUUGCCGUGCGAAGAGCCACAUCAUCCUGUCGCUAUGUGGAAUCGGGUCAUGCCAGGCAUUCAGCAAAGCCUCAAUAUAGCCAGCCACAGGCCUUCAGGACAUCGGCGGAUGAGUCCAACCAGUUUGCGAAAAGACCCAACUAUGUGACUUCAACGUCCAGAGAGGUGUCGACUCCCGUUCCGGGACGCAUCAAUUCUGUCCCGCGCGACGUGCCCGCGUCAACUGGCCAGAGGCUCACCGGAGGCCGAAUGCUCCUCAAUUCGAAGGGAGAGAAAGUCUACAUCGGAGGAUUUGCUUCCCUCUCGUUUCUGCAAUUCCUUCGCCAGACCAUCAGACAGCAGAUGGGGCCAUCUCUGUUUACCGAAAAUAAUCGUCGCCAUGUCAUGCUAGAGGCCACAAGCCCUGAAGACACAAAUAACAACUUUGUCGAAGACGAACUCCAGAAACGAGCCAUGAUCGAUGUCUACUUUGCUGCUACAAACGGAAUCUUGGACCUAUUUGCCAGAGAGGAAGUUGAAGCAUAUUUGCCAACUGUGAACGCUCCAGUUGUCGAGAAACGUGAGUAUAUGACGGCUGCUCUCGACCUUAUCGUUGCUAUCGGGGCACAAUGCCGAGCGGCAGAUCAAUUCGAUCGACAGUAUGCCGUGAGACUCUUUUCGCGAGCGCAGAAGACUGCUCUCGCUGGCGGCCUCGAGGAUCCUUGUCUUGAUAUGGUGCGUUGCUUCCUCCUCAUGACGUUCUACAUGCUGGGAGCCUGUCGAAGAAAUGCUGCUUUCAUGUACAUGGGAAUUGCCAGUCAGGCUGCCUCCGCCCUAGGCCUCCAUGUCACCGAGCAAUAUCGUCAUUUCAAUGCUUCAGACCAGAGCGUGCGGCUACGCACACUGAAGAGCCUUCGGGUCCUGGAUGUCAUGUAUUGCUCGAUUCUAGGGAGGCCUUACUCGACGGGAGCAAUCAGAACCGACCACGUCGCAUUGAACAGUAUAGACAUGCACACGAGCAAGUCUCGCGACCUUGCAUUGAAUGCCAGCUUCCGGGCAUGUACGAUCAUCACCGAGAUCACCCAACGCUUUGACUGUGACGGAUCCAUUGGCUUCCGCACCGCCGAAAGAUUCCUCGAACGUCUCCAAGAAUGGAGCGUCAGCCUGCCCGAUGACAUGCGGCAGUUCAAGAAGCCCGUCGAUCAGUCCUUGACACUGCCGGAGCAGGAGCAAAUGAUUGGGAAUAUCCACGUCUCCUGCAUAUAUUACUUCGCGGUGAUGCUCGUGACCAGACCGUUCCUGAUCUCACAUCUGAUGCAUCAAUUGACUGGGAGCACAGGCGACGGCUCCGUCGCAAGGGAGACAUCCGCAUCGCAAGCGGAUGUGGUCGAUGUGGCUCAGGCUUGUAUUGACUCGGCCAUUCUCAUGGCCAAUAUGUGCUACGAAGCCCUCCAGUCCGGUAUUCUGCUCAAACAGAUGUGUAUAAUGAAGGCCUGGGUCUUCGCCGCCGGCCUGGUGUUGGGAUUCUCGAUGUUCGUGCAGGGCGAGUCCCGCUUCGACAUGGACGACUCAUUCAACAACGCGCGCGAGGUCCUCCGAAACCUCUCCGUCCACAGCCCCCAGGCUGAGCACUACUACGAGAUUCUCAGCGGCUUCGCCGACGUCAUCCAACGACACCGCCAACAUCUCUCGCGCGAAAAGCGCCGCUUCAAGAACAAAUACGUCGACCAGAUCUUGACGCUAGACGUCAGUCCGAGCGCCGCCGGAUCUCAGUCGACGUAUUCCCCGCGCACGCCGCAGUCCAGCGACCAUGGCCUCGGGGUUCCAGACACUGCCGUGGCGAGUGGAGCUGCAACAGGAGGAGGGGGAGGGGGAGCAGGGGCAGGGGCAGGAGGAGAAGGGGCUGUAGAGAGCGAUUUUGAUUUGCACGGAACGCUGCAGAUGACCGACUUAAGCCAUUGGCCACUGGAAAACGGCGGCGGCUUCGACUUUGGCAUGUUCGGAUGGGACAACUUUGCCAUGCAGAUUUCAGAAAACUUCUCCUUCGACACCGAGCCCGUCGUUUGGGACGUCACUUGA
Molecule: messenger RNA, 2121 nt
Organism: Cladophialophora psammophila CBS 110553
Lineage: Eukaryota; Fungi; Ascomycota; Eurotiomycetes; Chaetothyriales; Herpotrichiellaceae
Exons: 6
Coding region: 1-2121 (706 amino acids)
Biological process (GO): DNA-templated transcription; positive regulation of transcription from RNA polymerase II promoter by galactose
Cellular component (GO): nucleus
Molecular function (GO): zinc ion binding; DNA-binding transcription factor activity, RNA polymerase II-specific; RNA polymerase II cis-regulatory region sequence-specific DNA binding
Source: RefSeq, a predicted model, not a curated record